GCUUCCACACCACGUGGCGUCGGGCCCUCGCCAUAGGGCUCGCCUUCUCUUUCUUGGUCGACGCUGGGCUGCUGGAGUGGGCCCUCGAGUCGCCCAUCCUUGCCGCCAACACGAGUGACCCUCUCUCGCGUUACGAGCGCAUCUCUUCGAGGCUGAGCUUCACUGAAUACGUUGGCCUGUCUAUGAGCUCGGUGCACAGAUGGAGUCGGAUGUACCGCAAUACAGGCGGAGGCCAGGGCGAAGUCGUGCUGAUGUUGAUGAGGCUCUAUCCGAAGAAGAAAGGCGACAUGAGGUGGAUCUACGUUUGGCCAGACCGAAGUUUGGGCUCCGUCGACAUCAAGGAUCGGUCGAGGAUCACCGCCAAGAGACAGCCGAACACCACCUACGCCCACUUCCCCGCCCUGUCCGCCGAGGAGAAGACGGCGGCGAUCGAGGCGGGCACUGAGAAGCAGCUCUGUACGGAGUUUGGCGCUGCACGCUGGCGCUCAUGGGGCUCUAUGCUGGGAUGGGCCCGCAGUGCUGCGGUUGCUAUGUGGGCGACGUCGUCGUGGCGCACCAGCGGAGGCCUCAUGUUUUUUGCCUGGAGAGCCGCGCUGUACUUCAGGGCCUGGGAUUGGGCCAAGUGGACGGUGGAGAAGCUGGACGACACGCACACAUUCAUGAUGGAGCUGGACGACUUCCGGGCCUACUUGUACGACCUCUACCAGGACGGUCGGCUGGAGUUGCCGAUGUUGCUCCUCUCCUUCCUAAUGGCUUUCACUCCCGUGCUCUGGAGUUGGUGCUGCCGCCGUGGCCUACCCAGGUUUGGUGGCGCCAGCCCUCCAGGGAGCGACGUGGACAGCGAUGGGGAGGCCGGGCAUUCAGUUCACGAAUCGGACUCGGAGUCGGAGGGAAGCAAGGAGGUUUCGGAGAUGAGGAAGAUGAUGCAGGACCUGAUGGAGGAGAUGCACCGCGACCGUGGCCGCGCGGAGGCGGGCACCGAGGGGACCCCGACCAUCAACUUGGACGAGGUCUCGGUGGAGGAGGUUGGGGUGAACAUCGGGCCGCUGCGCGAGUCCUUGAAGGAUCCCAGGGUGCGCCUGAUGGAGAACUUGACGAAGCUGAAGUCGACCUACGGCAAGUAUGGCAGCAUGGGCAAGUUCGCGACGGACUGGGUCAAGCAGAAGGAGCCCUACAAGAAUCACAUCGGCCACGAGAUGCUCUUACACUGCAUGAACAAGGAUCGCAUGCUGCAGGAUGUACACGCGAUGUCCGACUGGAAACAGACCCGCGGCGCAUCAGCCAACAAGUGGAAGUCGAAGGUGCGUUGGGACCUGGCGAACGAGCUGGACUGGCGCUCCGUGAUGGACGGGGAGGAGUCUCUUCCAAGCGUCGAGAAGGAUCUCACCGCACGGCUGCAGCAGAAGGCGCUGUUCCAGAAGUACGUGCACAAGGCAGGCUCCUACCGCUACGUGCCGUCCGAGGUGAACGUGGCGGACGGCCUGUCCCGGGGGGGCUUCCUAGGGGCGGCGCCCGAGACCGUGCGAGCGCACAGCGACCGCUUGCGCGGGAUAUGCUGGUGGCUGACGCUUCCCAUCUUCGACCUGGUGGGGCGCGCGUCGGCUGGCCGCGAGCCUCUGCAGCCCAUGAGCACGACCCCGAUGACCAAGAGAGGCCCAUUGGCAUGGGACAACCACGCGACGGACCCGAACACUGGCUUGCUAGACGGCGGCUUCACGCGCUUGCUCACGCACUCAGUGGCUGACGCUACCGCCUCGCAGUGGGCCCCCAAGGUGCGGCAGUUCCUCAACUUCUGUAUUCAGCGAGGCUGGCAGCUGACAUCCGAGUCGGAGGUCGAUCGGGCGCUGGCAGACUACAUGGACAUCCAGUGCUACGGCGAGCGCAAGAGAGCGACCCUCGGCUCGGUGGUCCUGUUCGGCAUGUUGGUGAUCUGGCCUGAGCUUCGCAACAAGCUGCCCCUCGCCCUGAGAAGCCUCAAGAGUUGGCAGAAGCUGGCUGGCACGAGCGAGGGUGGCCCACUUCCGGAGGAGGCCAUCUACGCGACCGCCAUCUACAUGAUCGAGCAGGGGCACUACGUGGAGGCCGUUUGGACACUCACGCAGUACGACGUCUACGGCCGAGAGCAGGACAUGGAGAUGUUGAAGAUCGGGGACGUCGUGUGGGACGGCCAGUGCAUGGCCCUGGCCUUUGGUGUCUCGAGCCGCGGCGAGGAAGUCAAGACAGGCACCAACCAGGGCGCCGUCAUUCGGCGGGGCGUGGUCGCUAACCUAGUCCUGGGGUUGCGUGACUUCAGGACGGGCAAAGACGAGAAGCUCUUCGGCAUCGACCAGAUCCGCUUCCGUUCCGCGCGAGGAUGCCAUGAGGUGGUCCGUGAGUCGGGCAUGCGAGCGGUGCGGGACCUGAAGGCAGAGACCUUGCGAGCCCUGAGGAGACGUCCACGCCCGCGCGGCAGCCUCCCCGAGGCCCUCGAGAAUGCCAUCAAGAAGAACCUAGUCAAGGACGUUGCCGCCGAGCUGAUGAAGAUCACGAGCUCCAGGGCGCGCAGUUCCAAGAAGACUAACCAGACCAACGAUGACGACCAAGAUAGCCCUGGAGGCCUCUUUUCGGACGAGACGUUCGGUGAGGACACGGGCUGGUGGACGGAGUGA
Messenger RNA from Prorocentrum cordatum, 2648 nucleotides. The record is from the annotation of a GenBank genome assembly. NCBI's taxonomy places the organism in Eukaryota, Dinophyceae, Prorocentrales, Prorocentraceae.